Ceraceosorus bombacis is the source of this 2853-nucleotide messenger RNA. The record is from the annotation of a GenBank genome assembly. NCBI's taxonomy places the organism in Eukaryota, Fungi, Basidiomycota, Exobasidiomycetes, Ceraceosorales, Ceraceosoraceae.
AUGACAGAAGCGCUGAAGCGGCGCAUAUCUGCCGCAAAGCAGCGCAUGAGCGCAAAGCUGCUGCAGCCGCACGAUCACUCUGCUUCCAACUGCAAUGCCAAUUCCAGCGCUGCUCUGGCUUCGGAUUUGUCGCGAAAGGCUCGCAUCGGGUCGGACAAGGCUCGUGGAUCAUCUGGACCUGAAGAAGCACCUCCCAGCACAUUCACAUUCACAUUGCCCACCUCCACAUCCAUCGCUCACCUAUCCGCUCUCUUGCUGCUCCUACGCAACCUCGAAUCCAGCGUGCGCAAAGCUUCCAGCGAGUUGAAGAGAAUCGCAGAUGCGGAAAGAGCUAGAGCGCGCGAUGCUGCAGAGAAGAAUGACGCAAAGCAUGGCGAUUGCGAUUUGCCAGCAUACGGCCACACCUUUAGCGAUUCUCCCGACGAGCUGGACCUGCCCCCUGCCCCCUCCCACAGUCAAGCAUCACAAUCUAAAGCUCAGUCGACGUCCGACAAAUCCAAACUGUACCUCGCCGAAGAAGAUGACGACAAGGCUUGGGCAUCUUAUAUUGCUAGAUCUAGCUAUAGAUUUCAGCUGUGGCAGGAGAGGAUAGCGUCGCGCACAAGUAGUGAUGCAGAGGCGCAGCUCUUGCCUCCCUUGGACGUCUUUAUCGUCUGGGCUGCCCUCAUCACCGAGCAAGAUGCGCAGACUAUCCCGGACCACUCCUUGCUCCAAUGUCGCCACUUUCCCCUGCAGUAUGUGGUGAGUGAUCAUGAGCGCAGUGCACCGUAGAUGAGCCAGCACGAGGCUGAUUGUCGUCGUCGAAAUUUUUUUUGCACAUCAAAAGACGGCCUAUGACACUGCUAGUCUCUCCAUCAAAUCAUCCUCGGCUUUGCGGGAAGCUGAGCACAUGAUAGAUGCAAGUGAGAGUGUCAAAUUGUGGCAAGCAUUGACGUCUACCCCGUUUGUGGCUCCUUUACUGGAGCACGAAUCGCUACGAAGCACCACUUCCGAUCCGCUCACCACCAAGGGUGUUCCCCUGAUCUGUCCCUCUCCUCUAUGCGACUCUCAUUUGCACACAAGAGCGGAUCAAACCUCUCAAGCAGCAGCAGCCAUCAAGCACAUUUCUUUCCUCAGAAGAAGAGCUCAUGCCAUACCUACGUUGAGAGCGUCGGAGAACAAGAGAAGAGGUUUGGCGGAGAUUGGGUGGAGCAGAACCUGUCCUUGUUGCCAGACAAAGAUUUGCAUGGAUACCAUAGCGGGAGCGCAGCUGGUCGCUGAUUUGCAAAGAUGGUGCGAGGAUGGUGAUUUUGUGUUGAGGUGAGUAUUCUAGCAGGCUACUUACCACUCCACCCAACUGCUAGGUGGCACCUGAUCACUCCAUCAUUUGAGCUUCGCAGUGGACUCGCCCAUCACGUCGAGACUGGCAUGCCGCUGCCGCUUUGGCACGCCCACGCAAUAGCAGCUUCCAUCUUGACGCCGCUGCUCUCAGCAGAAUGCCUCUCCACUUCACGUCGAUCGACCAACCUCACUUGCCUCACUCUAGCUUCUCAGAGAUUGGAAGCUCAAGAUUGCGAUCUGGAGUUGGAUCUAGCUUUCCUUUUGCCUCCUUCAGGCAACAUCUCUUCCGUCGCUUCCAACGGUGCUGCUAGUGCGGCCUCGUUGGGCACUAGCGGAAACAGCCUUUCUGCUGCGCUUCGAGCGGCCGCAGCAGCCUCGUUUAGCAGCACGCCCGAGGAGAUGGGCCUGACGCACGAGUAUUCGUUGAGUAAAAUGCAAACUUGGUUGGUGCAGCACGGGAUCAAGGCUCAUCCGAGCGUGAUCCAAGUAGCCGAGAGGGGAUGGGACACGACUUGGCCAUCGACCGAGUCCAGUUUGAGGCGCAAUGCCUCCCACUCUAGAAGGAUCAAACGCGUAGGCAUGACGAUUGGACACGAGAACAGCAUGGCGGACAAGAUGGGAGGAGGAAGUUCGGCUGGAGGAUUGAAUUUCAAUUUCGAUUCGAUUGCGGAAGAUGCCAAUACGCGCAUGACUUCGCAAGCUGCCCAGCAAGUCUCGCAGAGCAUCGGCAACGUCAUCAGCCAGAGGCUUUUGAAACCGUACAGAGAUCAGUGCAAUAUCGGUCUGCCGCCGAUGCGGCCAGGAGCAGCGACGGUGAUCUCGGCCGUAGAAGCGGUCAAGGGCAUGUCUGGAUUUUCCAAAGCGCUAGAAAGUUGGGCUUCAGCUCAUGUGCUAGCCUACAGCGCUUCGCAAUCCGACCCCCCCUUCACACCUCGCUCUUCCGAAAAAGAUGCUGACGGCGGCGGCGGCCCGGCUUGCGCACCCUGCUCGACGACGCUUCAAAAAUCCUUCGUCAAACAAGCUUUGCACGAAUACGCUUGCACGAUGCAAGAUCUGCAAAAGAGGUGCAGCAAUGACUACAAAGCUCUUGGCGCGCUGGGCGGUGCUGCUUCCAAGUUCAGCUUGCUGGGACGUAGACGCGCGGGAGUGCAAGAGGUUUUGCUGGAUAGGGAAGAAUUGUGCGAGUUGUUGCUCGAGGCUGGACCGGGCGUCAGGUUAGCUUGGAUCGUGAGUCGAUGCAAAAGUCUCAAAUCCGAGGCAUCCAUCUCCCUCGCAUACUCCUUCGUUCGCUUCCAAGACCGAAAAAGGGAAGAAGAAAAAAAAUGGCAGAAGAAGGCAGAAGCUUGCCUCGGGAGGUUUCCUUUUGUUUUGAAGCUGAUCCGACUUGCCUCCCUUGCCCUGGCACACACAUUUCCCUGCUAGACGCACAUGCUCUCGACGGAUUAUACCACGCUUGUUCAUAGCACACUUCGAAGCCUACCUCUACACUCUUGGAGCGCCAUCUCCGCUCCCACUCAUCUCUCUUCCGUCUAA